CGGGGCUCGGGGGGGCGCCGCUCCGCUCCGCUCCGCCGUCAUUGGCGGCACCGGCGGCGCUGGGGCGCGGGGCGGGGAGGGAGCGCUCCCCCGCAGAGCCGCUGCUGCCGGGCCCGGCCAUGUGCCCAGAGGGUGGCUGCUGCCGGCUCGUCUGCUCGGCACCGUGAGCUGGCGUCCGUCUUUUUGUUCUUCUUUUUUAAUUAUUAUUUCUUUAAAAUUAUUAUUUUUAAUUGGGGUUUUUUUGGUUGGGUUUUUUUUUUUUUUUUUUUUUUUUGCAUUGAUGCUCUCCGAGCUGGAGACUUCGGGAGACGCGGUCCUCACCUGAGAGAUCCAGCACAAUUCCCCCGUUUGAAGGCUGUUAAUGGAGAAGAGGGCGGAUGACAGCCGGGACCGUGGUCAUCACAGGUGGAAUAUUAGCGACUGUCAUUUUACUCUGUAUCAUCGCCGUCCUCUGCUACUGUAGGCUCCAGUACUACUGCUGCAAGAAGGAUGAGUCCGAGGAGGACGAGGAGGAGCCCGACUUCGCUGUGCACUCCCACAUCCCGCCGCUUCACUGCAACCGCAACGUAGUGCUGACCAACGGCCCGUCCCUCUACGCCUCGUCGCCCUUCGGCAAAAAGCCGGCACCGAGCCGGCCUGGCUGCCCCAGCUGCGCGCCGUACGAGCCCCCCACCUUCUUCCUGCAGGAGCCCCCCGAGGAGCUGCACAACGGGGGCGAUCGGGUGAGCUACAAGACGGUGAGCCAAGAAGAUCUCGAUCUGCCGGUGAACGUGGCCAACCUGCAGGCACUCAACCCCAACCGGCUCUCGGCCAUGCGGGAAGCCUUCUCCCGCAGCCGCAGUAUAAGCACCGAUGUGUGAGGCGCUGGCUGCCCGCCCAGCCCGGAGCAUCACAUCGCACCUCGUCACUGAUGCCAGGGCUUUUAACAGCAGGGAGAACUUUUUGAAAUGCAUGGAAGAGUUUUGAAAAAGAAAAAGAAGAAAAAUAAAUGAAUAUAUUUCUAUGUUCCAUAGGCAGAGACAUGCUAAAUGGCAAUAUAAAAGGAUAGUAAAAAAAACCCAAACCCCCACAAAACCAAAAGGGGAGCACGGGGGAGGACGGUUGCAGCUGGGAUGCAAGGUUUUCUAGCGCUGCGUUGCAUUUUUUUUUCUUUUAUAAAGAGGAUUUUGAUAUUGCGCAUCCUUUUAUACAGAGUAAACGCCGCUCCUCGACAUUUGGCUGGAUCGCCGAGUGGUGACAAGCAAGUACUGGGGCGCGUGGUUGGCUGCAAAAUGGCUCGUGCUGCAAGUCAGCGGGCAUCUGCUGCUGUGUCGUGGGGCCACGCUGCAGCCGACUGCUCCUGGCCCUAGUGUGCAUGCACACGCACGCUCACGUACACACACUCACACAAACAUACACAUACCACGCAGUCCCGUAGCAAAGCAGGACUGAGAGUGCCCGCCCUUCUGCUGCCCCGUCCUGCUCUGCACCACACUGCACCCGUGCGUGUGUGAGUGCGUGUGUGUGCACAGCCCUGCCCUGUUCCCAGCCCAUCUCACUCCUCAAGUUGGUCAUUUAUUCCCGAGCGACAGGCGCGAUCCCCUCAGGGUUGGGAUGGCCGGUGCGUGCACAGCCUGUCCCUGUCCCCGGAGCCGCCCCACGGCCCCCCCAGUGGAGCUGGGCUGGGGGGGGUUGCAACCUCAUUGCAUUACCUGGCCGUGGAAAUAACACGCAGUGCAAUGUGGGAUGGAGGAACACACCUGUAGCCACCCCCUCCAAAUAAUCAGCAUCCCCACUCCCAAUAAUGCCAUACGUGACUUCUGAUUGAGGGCUGGGCGAGCGAGAGCGUGACCCUGGAUGUGCCCACCCCGCUGCAUGCGCAUUUUUACAUGCAUUUGUUUGUUGGUUUGGGUUUUUUUUUAAAGAAAAAGCCAUGCCACUUUCUCCCCAUCCAGGAAUGCGUCAAAACACUUUAGAUUUAGGCAAAGCCACCUCUUUUGUGUUUUUCGUCGUACCGUUUCCCACGGCCGGGCAGCCUGGCCGCGGCUCUGCCCCAGCUCCGCCGGCCACGCUGGAUCCGGCCAGGGCUGCGUUGGCAGAGCAGCAGGCACGGAGCUGGCCGCCGAGCACGUCCCUCUGUGCUAAACAUGCCGCAAAGGAGCCGUUUGGUUAAUUCAGCGCUUCGGGAGGAGGAAUCGCUCAUUGCAGCGGUGCCUGUGCGGGGACUCUCACGCUCUGGUUUCUCCUGGCUGUCUCGAUUCCUCCCCUCCAGCCUUGCAACGCUCACAGUUUGACAGAACACCCUCUUUCUCCUGGAUUGUGCAUUAUUCAGGUUAAAAGCAUCGCGCUGGACUUGGGGACAGCUGGCGGAGGAUGGACUGGCUGCGAAGAGACUCUCAUGGCCUCAGCGCCGUGCUCUGGGUCAGCUUUCCUUUUUAAAGAUGCGAUGGGAAGAAAAAGCUGCGGCUUCAGCCCCAUCGGCUCACAAACACUACAUGCAGCCCGGAUGGGUAUUUUGCUUUUAACCACCAGGGCUUUUAAUUCCGCAGGAAAUCUUUUGAAGUACAAGUCAGUCUUUGCAAAUGAGUAUCUUUGACUUUCUCGGGGGGUUCUGUUUGGGGUGGGGGGGUGGGUUUGGUUUCGUACAUGUUUAAUAUUCUGGGCUUGGUCCCUGUGGCACCGUGUCCCGGGAGCACGAUGCCUCUGCCCCAGGGGGACGGCAGCCGCUUGGGCCACGCUCCUGUGUACAGUUCUCACCGGGGUCUGUUUCCACGCCUUGAGCCCUCCUCUUCUCUGCAUCUCUCGUGACCGUACUUCUCUCGCCAGCCUUCCCUUCUUCCUUUUGUUCUUUCCCUUUUUUUCCUUCCCAUGUAGCUUAGAAACUAAGCAAACGGUUGGCUUUCACUGACCUUCGCCUGGUGAUCUGUUGUACAGGACUUUGGGAAUCACAGGGGAGGGAAAAAAUAAUAAAAUAAAAAGGAAAUAAUAAACUACUUUGACAUGGGUU
This is a messenger RNA of Grus americana (Whooping crane), 2986 nucleotides long. It is a transcript of the gene FAM163B, whose product is annotated as family with sequence similarity 163 member B. Bases 378 to 860 code for a protein of 160 amino acids. The transcript is spliced from 3 exons. The record is from RefSeq and is a predicted model, not a curated record. Lineage: Eukaryota; Metazoa; Chordata; Aves; Gruiformes; Gruidae.